AUGCGAGAGGCUCGGGAAAUCAACAUCAGUCUCUCCGUAUUGAAGGAUUGUAUCCGCGGGAAGGCCCAAGCAGAUGCCAGGAAAUCAAGCCAAAAGGUUCCUCAUCUCCCAUUUCGACAAAGUGCCCUCACCAAGAUCUUGAAGCAUGUUUUUGAUCCGGCUAGCAAGAGGGAAUGCAAAACUGUCGUGAUAGCUUGCGUCAACCCCAGUCUUGCGGAUGUUGGAGCGAGUAAGAACACCUUGCGGUUUGCUGAAAUGCUGCGUGUACUGGUUCCAGCGACUAGGAAGAAGGAUCUUGAUCCUAUGGCUCCUAUGAAUUGGACGAAUGCCUAGUUGAGAGAGUGGAUUAAAGAGAAUGUAAGUCCCACGUCGUCUAUUUCCCACCAGGCGUGCGAAAACUAAUAUGCCUACAAAUAUAGUCUGGCAAACCUGCAGUAUUAGCAAAUGUCUUAGCUCCUCGGGAAUCAGGUGCCCAACUUCUCAAUCUGACAAACACAGAAUUCGAGUACCGAUGUCAAAAAUGCCCUGGCGUCAGGGCCGAGCAAGCAAGAGCCUUUCGUGCCAAACUGUGGCAGAUGCACAUCGACUCACAACAUUAUAGCGAAACAUCAAAACAAGAAGUCGAAACAGAAUCAGCCGCGUCAGUGGAAUCUGACGUCUCAACGGCACUUGAUAUCGUGGUUUCAAGCAGAGAUCUGGACCCGGCUCGCUCAAAGUUGCCUUUCAAAGAGCGUCUUCGGCCUGGUAUGGUCGUCACUUACUUUGUAUCACCAGAAGAACUCCAAUUGGCCGUCCUACUCUGUCCAGCAAAGACUAUUUCCGUUUUCCAAGAUGCCUUUGGUAAUGUGAUCAACCCUGGGAUCAACGGUCGCGCUACAACAAAUGAAAGCCAUUUGGACAAUACUCGACAGUAUCUGUGUGCGCUUCUGACACCAGGACAGACGGUGGACUCCUACGAGCUGAAUAUAUGGACUCAGAUUGUGAUUGAUGUCGAUUCAAUGGAUGAAGAGGUAUAUUUAGAGUAUGAUUCUGCGACUAGAUAUUACUACAUUUCUGCUUGAGAGCUAGAUGUUAUCUUUGAGCUGUUUUGCAUUUCGAGGAAUGGUAGAGAGUAUACUGUGAUCUUUCCCCUGAGAUGGCACUUACCCCCCUUUGUUUUCUUUCCCCUAACAACACCUAAAAUCGGGAUACAAGGAAUAGAAAAAUGGCAAAAGAGUCUCCUCAAAGUACC
Messenger RNA from Hymenoscyphus albidus, 1231 nucleotides. The record is from the annotation of a GenBank genome assembly. NCBI's taxonomy places the organism in Eukaryota, Fungi, Ascomycota, Leotiomycetes, Helotiales, Helotiaceae.